UCAAGCCACUAAAAACACUUUCAUUUCACAUGGACGGCCAAUUCGUGCAACUUGUAUCUCUAUUGGAAAAUUCUUGCUCUUCACCAUAAAUAAUGGCUCAAUAUUGUUCUGUAGCAUAGCAAUCCAUCUUCAGAAGCCAUAAGCUACUUUCAAGUACUACACUUUGAAUCUCCCCUCUCACAGGUACACCACACCAGCACAAUAUUAGAUCUUCAUUUUUUUAGAUUAAUGGAGGAAGUUCAGGCUAUCUCCAAGGAGCUUAUCAAGCCAUCUUCACCCACCCCUCACCACCUUCGCCAUUACAAACUCUCCUUUCUUGAUCAAAUCUCAGUCCCAAUUUUUAUGCCUUUGGUGCUCUUCUAUCCUAGAGAAAUCAACACCAACAACAAAGAAAGAUGUGACCUGAUCAAGAAAUCUUUAUCAGAGGCUUUAACCCAUUUCUACCCUCUAGCAGGACGAGUCAUAGACAACAUGUACAUUGACUGUAAUGAUGAGGGUGCCCACUUCGUGGAAGCCUGCGCCAAAUGCACACUUUCAGAUAUUCUUCAAAACCCAAAUCCUAGCGAUCUCAACAAGUUGCUUCCAUAUGAACUUGAUCAUGUUAAUGACUUGGCUGCUGUUUUCCAAGUCACUUUCUUUGAGUGUGGAGGAAUGGCCAUUGGUUUUGGUAUGUCUCACAAGGUUGGAGACGCCUUGUCUUUCUUUAUGUUCCUCAACAGCUGGGCUGCAAUUGCUCGCGGGGAUAAUUCUGUAUCUGUCCCUUGCUUUAAUUCUGCCUUGCUCUUUCCACCCAAAAACAUUUCUGGGUUUCAGCCCAGAACUGGGAUUAUGAAGGAUAACAUUGUCACAAAGAGGUUUGUGUUCGUUGCCUCCACCAUUGCAGCUCUUAGAGCUAAAUAUUCUGAUGAUAGCAGCAGUAAGUCCCCGAGACGCCCAACCCGAGUUGAAGCCUUAUCAGCUUUCAUAUGGAGCAGAUUUAUGGCUACCACUAAACCUGAAGCACAUAGUUCUGAUAAAAUCUACACAGUGCUUCAUGCAGUAAACCUGCGGCCAAGAAUGAAUCCGCCUCUACAAGAGCUGUAUUUUGGGAAUAUUAGCAGGAUAGCAGUAGCAGUGGCUAACAUGGAAGCUAAAGAGAAUAAGAGUUAUGGAAUUGUGAGCCAGAUGAGAGAUGCCAUAAGAAAUGUGAACCUGGAUUAUGUGAUGAAGCUUCAAGAGCGUGAUGGGCACUUGAAUUUUAUGAAAUACAGGGCUGAGAAAGUCAUGAAAGGAGAGGUGGUCUCUUUUAGCUUCACUAGUUUGUGCAGGUUUCCUAUAUAUGAAGCUGAUUUUGGGUGGGGGAAGCCUGUGUGGGUAAGCUCGGCUAGCCUGACUUUCAAGAAUCUGGUGGUGUUCUUGGACACCAAAGAAGAAGAUGGUAUAGAGGCGUGGAUCAACUUGAAGCAGGAAGACAUGGCUAAGUUUGAAGCUGACAAGGAACUUCUUGCACAUGUAUCUCCAAACCCUAAUAUGAAGAUUUCAUCCUUUUAAUUAAGCCUCCACAGGCCACAAGGAUUUUGGCUAAAUUAGCUUUUCAUAUAUAUAUAUAUAUAUAUAUAUAUCUCAAUUUAGCUAGGUUUUAAUUAUAGUUUAGGAAAAUUUCUUACUGUUAAAAUAUCCAACCAAUAAAAAAUUAUUUAUAUAUAUUUUUAAGUGAAUCUACCAUAAUUUUAAUCAAAAUAACAAUUAUUGAUUGGU
Molecule: messenger RNA, 1737 nt
Organism: Hevea brasiliensis (rubber tree)
Lineage: Eukaryota; Viridiplantae; Streptophyta; Magnoliopsida; Malpighiales; Euphorbiaceae
Product: stemmadenine O-acetyltransferase-like
Exons: 1
Coding region: 229-1530 (433 amino acids)
Source: RefSeq, a predicted model, not a curated record